Salvia splendens (bonfire salvia) is the source of this 1199-nucleotide messenger RNA. Its product is annotated as bifunctional epoxide hydrolase 2. The record is from RefSeq and is a predicted model, not a curated record. The coding region runs from base 88 to 1032 and encodes 314 amino acids. Lineage: Eukaryota; Viridiplantae; Streptophyta; Magnoliopsida; Lamiales; Lamiaceae. Gene Ontology annotation, molecular function: catalytic activity. The transcript has 5 exons.
CAUAUAAAAAAUUAUGAAUGUUUUUCUAUAUGAAUCAACCUCACUUGAGUUAAAAAAUCACUACUUCACCAAAUCCUCACCUCUUCAAUGGAAAACAUAAAGCACUGCUUUGUAAAUGUUAGAGGCCUCAACCUUCAUUAUGCAGAAAUUGGAACAGGUCCUAUAGUAGUAUUCCUGCAUGGUUUUCCAGAGAUUUGGUAUUCAUGGAGGCAUCAGAUGACAGCUGUUUCCGGCGCCGGAUUCCGGGCGAUAGCGCCGGAUUUCCGGGGCUAUGGCCUGUCUCAACCCGCGCCGGAACCCGAGAAAACAACUUUUAAGGAUAUGGUUGAUGACCUGGUGGUGAUGCUGGACCUUCUUGAGAUCAAUAAGGUUGUACUUGUAGGGAAAGACUUUGGUGCCAAGGUAGUUUACCAUUUUGCCCUCGUCCACCCUAAAAGAGUGGCUGCAGUUGCUACACUAGGUGUCCCCUUCGUCGUCCCACCCGACCCUCACGCGUUCCGAGCUUCUCACCCGAAAGGAUUCUACGUCAUGAGAUUCCGGGAAGUAGGGAGAGCUGAGAAAGAUUUUGCACGAUUCGACGUGAAAACGGUGAUCAAGAAGAUCUACAUAAUGUUCACAGCAAGUGAGCUCCAGGUGGCCUCUGAGGAUCAAGAAAUCAUGGAUUUGGUGGAUGCAUCGUCCCCGUUGCCCGCCUGGUUUACCGAGGAAGAUCUUCAGGUGUACGCGGAGUUAUACGAGAAAUCCGGCUUCGAGACAGCACUCCAGAUUCCAUACAGGAAAUGGUUGGAAGGGUAUGGAGUUGAUGAGCUGAAAAUUGAAGCCCCAGGGCUGUUGAUUAUGGGAGAAAAGGAUUAUGCCUUGAAAUUUGCAGGAUUUGAUGAUUACAUCACAAGUGGAAUGGUGAAGAAAAAUGUUCCAGAUUUGGAGAUUGUUUUCAUACCUCAAGGAAAUCAUUUUGUUCAAGAACAGCUGCCUAAUGAAGUUAACAGCAUCCUUAUAAAAUUCCUCAACAAGCAUGCAUCAACCUACUAAAAGAAAAUUUGUUUUCAAUCAUUAUAUAUAGGAUGUAAUAAUUUGAUGUUUUCGUUUCGUUUACGCCUUCUUCUUCGUGAAAGUGUGUUUGGUAUCGUCAUGAAAUUGGAAUUGCGCUGUAAUUGCAAUUUUAAUUUUAGUUUGUAAUAUUAUAAUUCCUUAUGCAA